CUGGCUGCGGCAACUGUAGCCUGCAGAAGGCAAGGCACCACAUCGUCCUCUCUGACGCCUUUUCCUGCUAUCCGAUUGCUUCUUCCUCUCUCGUCGUAUUCACCCCACUCCCACCUUGCCUGCCUGCCAUCACACACAGUAGCUUGGCAGUAUCAGUGCCUGGUAGACUCCAGCCCACACAUCCAGUCCACCUAGAGCUAGAGACAAGGGAAGGCGAAAGAUCGAGCAAGAGAGCGAGUGAAGAUGCUGCUCUGUGAUCUCUCUUCUUACCAGGAGGCCACCGGAUCCAACUCCCACGGUGGAGACGUAGCCGUCAGCAACCAUGUCCUGCUGAGCCCUCUCUUUCCGCCGGCAGCGACGACGACGACGCUGCUACCCAGGCCGCCGCCGCUGCUGCUGGAGGAGCCCGCCAGGGCCAAGAGGAAGAGGAGCCAGCCAGGAAACCCAGACCCUGGCUCGGAGGUGAUCGCGCUGUCGCCGCGGACGCUGGUGGCGACGAACCGCUUCGUGUGCGAGAUCUGCAACAAGGGCUUCCAGAGGGACCAGAACCUGCAGCUGCACCGCCGUGGCCACAACCUCCCCUGGAAGCUCCGGCAGCGUAGCCUGGCGCCGCUGCCCAGCAGGCCCGGCGACGCGCCACGGAAGCGCGUCUACGUCUGCCCCGAGCCCACCUGUGUCCACCACGACCCGGCAAGGGCGCUCGGCGACCUCACCGGGAUCAAGAAGCACUUCUCCAGGAAGCACGGCGAGAAGCGGUGGAAGUGCGAGCGGUGCGGCAAGUGCUACGCCGUGCACUCCGACUGGAAGGCACACGUCAAGAACUGCGGCACCCGCGAGUACCGAUGCGACUGUGGCAUACUCUUCUCAAGGAAAGACAGUCUGCUGACCCACAGGGCCUUCUGUGAUGCCCUAGCUGAAGAGAGUGCAAGGCUUCUCGCAGCUGCAAACAACAGCAUCACCAUCAGUACCACCACCUGCAACAAUAACAGCGGUAGCAGCGAUAACAGCAACAACAACAAUCUAAUCACGACCAGCAACAGUUCACCACUCUUCCUUCCUUUCUCUAGUCCACCUCCCCCUCAAAGCCCUAAUCCCCUUAUGUUUCUCUCCCAAGAACCUCAACAUCACCAGCUGUUCCCUCCGUUCCAACCCCUGACAUACCUUGAUGAGCUCCCUAUGAACUCCGCUAUCACCGACAGUGUCUCGACCAUCGCCGCCGACACGGUCACCUACCGGCUCAGCCAAGAAGGUUCGAUGACUAUGCACGCCGGCGGACGCCGUCUCACCAGGGACUUCCUCGGCAUCGACGAUUCCGGGGAUCAGGUGGAUGAGCUGCAGCUGCCACUGUGUGCCACUGCAUACCAGGGACGCUCCAUCGCCACCGCCGCCUGCUGCUCCACCGACAUGACCAGGCAGUACUUCGGCAGGCUGCCGCCAGUGAACGAGACGUGGAGCCACAACUUCUAGCAAACCACUCAACAAGUCGACCGAACCAUGCAUCCAAGACUUGACUGUUGACACCGAAAUUUCCUGGUUGUUUCUUAAAAUAUCUUCUUGUUGCUUACCAUUAGCAUCUUCUGGAAUUUUUCUUUUUAAUGAAUCUACUUUUCUUGGAAGAUGGAGCAUUUUGGGAUAAUGUACCCUGUUUGUCUUAGGAAAACCAUAUUUUUUUAUGGAUCCUCUUAUGCAACUCA
Molecule: messenger RNA, 1694 nt
Organism: Lolium perenne
Lineage: Eukaryota; Viridiplantae; Streptophyta; Magnoliopsida; Poales; Poaceae
Product: protein EARLY HEADING DATE 2
Cellular component (GO): nucleus
Molecular function (GO): DNA-binding transcription factor activity
Source: RefSeq, a predicted model, not a curated record